AUGAUCGCUGAUUGUCAAAAAUUAGCAGAUAGUGUUAAUAAACACAUAUCACCCGCAUGGAUCUUCAUUGGUACAAUUAGCAAUAUUCUUAGUAUAGCCGUGUUAUUACGUCGUCGUAUGCGCAUUCAUUCAACAUUUUGCUAUCUCGCUGCUUUGUCGUUUGCCGAUUUAAUCGUACUUUAUACUGGAAUGUUGAGAGACUUUUUGUUUCAUCGAUAUAAUUUAACUAUUUCAACCAAAAUACUAUGUAAAUUACACGUAUUCGCAUUCUACUAUUCAUUACAUUUAAGUAGUUGGUUACUAGUCGCUGUUAAUAUCGAUCGAUAUAUCGCUGUAACAUUUCUGAAUUUUUCUCGUACAUGGUGUACAUCUAAAAAUGCUCUAUUUAUUUCAUGUAAUCUUGCACUUAUUCUAUGUUUGGUUGAUGGUCAUUUAUUAUUAUUUGUUGAUUCUUUUUUUAUUCAGAACGGAGUGCCUGUUAAUGAAUUUGUUUAUAAAAAAUGUUUUGCAACAAAUGGAACAUAUGAAUAUUUUUUCAAUAUAAUUUUUCCAUGGUUUGAUAUUUCAUUACAAGUUCUACUACCAUUUCUAAUUAUGUUAUUCUGUAAUAUAACAAUUGUUCGUAGAGUAUUAUUAACAAAGCGUCGAACAAAUCACCAAACGAUUACAUCAAAAUUACGAAGUAUGUGUAUUAUGAUUAUUAGUGUAUCGUUUAUAUUUUUCGUACUUGAAUUACCCGUAGGGAUAUUUAUUAUUUUCUAUCAGUCUAAAACAGGUAACUCUGACAGUGAUACAGCGUCACUUUUAAAUCUAUUUAAUAUCGGUGAUUUGUAUCAAAAUGCGACGUUUCAAACGACCGUUGUUGAAUCAUCAUCGUGUGUCGCUGCAACAUGGGCAAUAUUAAAUAUAAUGAUGUAUACUAAUCAUGUUAUUAAUUUUAUUAGUUAUUGUAUGACUGGCAGUCGAUUUCGAUCAGAAUUAUAUGCUCUAAUAUCGUGUAGAACAGGUUAUAUAAUAAGAUUGAAAAGUUCGAGAAAUCAGAAAGCGAACUAUGAUGGACUUAAAACGGAAUAUUUAAAAAGUGAUGGUAUUACACAUGAAAGACGUCGAUCAACAAGGACUAUUGUUGCAUUCAUGUUAAAUGGUGCACACAAGAGUCGUUCUUCAACAAUCAGAUUAAAUAAACCCGUCUUAGAAAUCCGUGAGAGACAAUUAUAA
Messenger RNA from Didymodactylos carnosus, 1218 nucleotides. The record is from the annotation of a GenBank genome assembly. NCBI's taxonomy places the organism in Eukaryota, Metazoa, Rotifera, Eurotatoria, Philodinida, Philodinidae.